AUGUCUGAGGACGGAGAUAAUUGCAGGGGCGAGGAAGUCAAGGCAAUGGACCCCGGAGUCCCUGAAACAUCCUCCCAAGUCCCUGAAACAUCCUCCCAAGUCCCUGAAACAUCCUCCCAAGUCCCUGAAACAUCCUCCCAAGUCCCUGAAACAUCCUCCCAAGUCCCUGAAACAUCCUCCCAAGUCCCUGAAACAUCCUCCCAAGUCCCUGAAACAUCCUUCCAAGUCCCUGAAACAUCCUCCCAAGUCCCUGAAACAUCCUCCCAAGUCACUGAAACAUCCUCCCAAGUCCCUGAAACAUCCUCCCAAGUCACUGAAACAUCCUCCCAAGUCCCUGAAACAUCCUCCCAAUCCCUGAUAACAUCCUACCAAGUCACUGAAACAUCCUCCCAAGUCACUGAAACAUCCUCCCAAGUCACUGAAACAUCCUCCCAAGUCCCUGAAACAUCCUCCCAAGUCCCUAAUACAUCCUCCCAAGUCCCUGAAACAUCCUCCCAAGUCCCUGAAACAUCCUCCCAAGUCCCUGAAACAUCCUCCCAAGUCCCUGAAACAUCCUCCCAAUCCCUGAUAACAUCCUCCCAAGUCCCUGAAACAUCCUCCCAAGUCCCUGAAACAUCCUCCCAAGUCACUGAAACAUCCUCCCAAGUCCCUGAAACAUCCUCCCAAGUCCCUGAAACAUCCUCCCAAGUCCCUGAAACAUCCUCCCAAGUCCCUGAAACAUCCUCCCAAGUCACUGAAACAUCCUCCCAAGUCCCUGAAACAUCCUCCCAAUCCCUGAUAACAUCCUACCAAGUCCCUGAAACAUCCUCCCAAGUCCCUGAAACAUCCUCCCAAGUCCCUGAUACAUCCUCCCAAGUCCCUGAAACAUCCUCCUCCCAAGUCCCUGAAACAUCCUCCCAAGUCCCUGAAACAUCCUCCCAAGUCCCUGAAACAUCCUCCCAAGUCCCUGAAACAUCCUCCCAAGUCCCUGAAACAUACUCCCAAGUCCCUGAAACAUCCUCCCAAGUCCCUGAAACAUACUCCCAAGUCCCUGAAACAUCCUCCCAAGUCCCUGAAACAUACUCCCAAGUCACUGAAACAUCCUCCCAAGUCCCUGAAACAUCCUCCCAAGUCCCUGAUACAUCCUCCCAAGUCCCUGAUACAUCCUCUCAAUCCCUGAAACAUCCUCUCAAGUCACUGAAACAUACUCCCAAGUCCCUGAUAACAUCCUCCCAAGUCCCUGAAACAUCCUCCCAAGUCCCUGAUACAUCCUCUCAAGUCACUGAAACAUCCUCCCAAGUCACUGAUACAUCCUCUCAAGUCACUGAAACAUCCUCCCAAGUCACUGAAACAUCCUCCCAAGUCACUGAAACAUCCUCCCAAGUCACUGAUACAUCCUCUCAAAUCACUGAAACAUCCUCCCAAGUCACUGAAACAUCCUCCCAAGUCACUGAAACAUCCUCCCAAGUCACUGAAACAUCCUCCCAAGUCACUGAAACAUCCUCUCAAGUCACUGAAACAUCCUCCCAAGUCCCUGAUACAUCCUCUCAAGUCACUGAAACAUACUCCCAAGUCACUGAUACAUCCUCUCAAGUCACUGAAACAUCCUCCCAAGUCACUGAUACAUCCUCUCAAGUCACUGAAACAUCCUCCCAAUCCCUGAAACAUCCUCCCAAGUCACUGAAACAUCCUCCCAAGUCACUGAUAACAUCCUCCCAAGUCACUGAAACAUCCUCCCAAGUCCCUGAAACAUCCUACCAAGUCACUGAAACAUCCUCCCAAGUCCCUGAAACAUCCUACCAAGUCACUGAAACAUCCUCCCAAGUCCCUGAAACAUCCUCCCAAGUCACUGAAACAUCCUCCCAAGUCCCUGAAACAUCCUCCCAAGUCCCUAAUACAUCCUCCCAGUCGUUGGUUGCCGUGAUACGUUUCCUCCCCGGCGCCGUGAAGCAAGUCCUCGCCACUCUCCGCGCCGCGCCAGUGUUCAUAAAUAGAUGCAAAUGUAGCCCUAAUCGAAUGCCCUGA
This is a messenger RNA of Eriocheir sinensis (Chinese mitten crab), 2004 nucleotides long. RefSeq lists its product as uncharacterized. NCBI's taxonomy places the organism in Eukaryota, Metazoa, Arthropoda, Malacostraca, Decapoda, Varunidae. The coding region runs from base 1 to 2004 and encodes 667 amino acids. The transcript has 7 exons. The record is from RefSeq and is a predicted model, not a curated record.